UCAUCUGGGCUGAGAGUGAGUGUUUGGAAAAGUCACGAAUCAUGGAUAUUUACGACGAUAUGAAUUUCUACUUGUCCCCGGACAAAUUCGUCGUGGAGCCUAAUGGACAGGAGAAGAAGGAUGUCCUGGUGAUAGAUCGCAUCACGCAGGCAAUCAGUGUUCAAGUAUCGAAGCCUGAUGAUUUGACCCAUGUGAGCCCCCAUCGGAGAAUCUGCGGCAUCCUGGGUGCUAUUAAGCUCCUCGGGGGCCACUAUCUCGUGGUGGCGACACACCGGGUCUUCGUGGGCGUGAUCAAUGGACAGGCGAUCUGGCGCCUCGCCGGCUAUGACAUUUUCCCCUACAUUCCGUCCUCGAGCCACCUGAGCGAGAGCCAGAAGGUGCAGAACGACUCCUACCUCCAGAUGAUCAGGCAAACCCUAGGCACACCUCACUUCUACUUCUCCUACUCCUACGAUCUCACGCACACCCUGCAGCGCCUCAACGGGAUGCCCCCGGAAUUCCUGCAAAUGGGGCUCCUGGAGCGAGCGGACGUUCGCUUCGUGUGGAACGGGUUCCUGCUGAGGGAAUUCCAGCGGGUGGAUUGCCGGAAGUUCAGCCUACCAGUUAUUCUCGGAUUCAUAUCUAUUAAUCAAGUGAAUGUCAAUGGGAACUCCUUCACGUGGAGCAUCAUAAGUCGCCGAUCAAUCCAUCGGGCCGGCACUAGACUCUUCUGUCGUGGAAUCGAUCAGAACGGUAAUUGCGCCAAUUACGUGGAAACUGAGCAAAUCGUUGAGUACUUGGGCGACAAAGUGUCCUUCGUCCAGACACGGGGCAGCAUCCCAAUCUUCUGGCGUCAAACUCCCAAUUUGAGGUACAAACCACCACCAGAAAUCAUCCCAGGAAAGGAUCACAUGACGGCUUUCACCAAACACGUGGACUCGCAACUACUUCACUACGGUCGACAGGUUCUCAUCAACCUAAUCGAUCACCGAGGAGCUGAAGAUGUCCUGGAGAAGGCCUACUCUAAUGCCGUGGGAUUGCUGGCGAAUUCAGCCAUACGCUAUGAGGCCUUUGACUUUCACGCUGAGUGCAGGAAGAUGCGCUGGGAUCGCCUCAACAUCCUGAUAGAUCGUCUGGCGCACGAGCAAGAUGAGUUCUCAGUGUUCCACUUGAGACGCGACGGAACUCUCCUAUCUUCCCAGGAUGGUGUCUUUCGAACCAAUUGCGUUGACUGUCUGGACAGGACGAAUGUGGUGCAGAGUAUGCUAGCUAAGAGAUCUCUCACGCACACUCUAAUGCGUCUGGGAAUCCUCCUCAAGGGACAGACGAUUGAGAAUUGUUAUGCCUUCGAGAUGCUAUUCAAGAAUGUUUGGGCGGACAACGCUGACCUAGUCUCUACGCAGUACUCGGGCACAGGAGCCCUCAAAACUGACUUCACGCGCACGGGAAAGAGGACGAAGAUGGGCCUGGUCAAGGAUGGUAUCAACUCUCUCACGCGAUACUACAAGAACAACUUCAACGACGGCUUCCGGCAGGACGGAAUCGACCUCCUGCUGGGCAACUACGUGAUCCAGGACGGCGAGGGGGUGUCCGUGCCCAGUCCUCUCAACACUCAGCGUGGCUGGAAGUAUCUCACAUUCCCGUCGGUGCUCAUGUUCGCUGUGGCAAUGUUCUUCGCCUCGUCUGUCUUCCCGCAGGAGUACAGCACGGAAAAUCUCUUGUUCCUCCUCUUCUGGGGCGCCAUGGUGGGCGUCAGCACAGCUGGAAUCUUCAAAUAUGGCAAGGAAUUCGUGGACUGGCCCAAACUCUUGCCACCCAUUAAGAUGGAAGCUUAAUCACGACAGAUCACGAAGAAAUUCAUCGUGUAAUUCAAGAAAAUUUCCUCUCUUUCUCUAUACCUUCUUUUUCCCAACAAAUUUUUGCAAUCAAGAGUAGACCAAUAUUAUAGGAAUUUACUGUUCUAUAUUGAAAAUGUGAAAUAUAGA
Messenger RNA from Phlebotomus argentipes, 1964 nucleotides. It is a transcript of the gene Sac1, whose product is annotated as phosphatidylinositol-3-phosphatase SAC1. Bases 42 to 1814 code for a protein of 590 amino acids. The record is from RefSeq and is a predicted model, not a curated record. Gene Ontology annotation, biological process: phosphatidylinositol dephosphorylation. Gene Ontology annotation, molecular function: phosphatidylinositol-4-phosphate phosphatase activity. Gene Ontology annotation, cellular component: endoplasmic reticulum. The transcript has 5 exons. Lineage: Eukaryota; Metazoa; Arthropoda; Insecta; Diptera; Psychodidae.